GCCAGGUCUAAUAUCAAUAUGCUUCACACAUCAAUGAAUAGCCUCUACUCACUCUUUUCCGUGUGUCUGUGGAAUUAUGUGGCGGAGUAUAUAUGUUAAAGCAAGCCUAGCAAUGGUGUAGUACUCAUCGUGGCUGUGAAGUUGCCUCGCCUCUUCAGGCAACAGAAUUCGAAACGGGAACUUCAAUAUAUGAACAGCACGUUGGUCGUCGGCGCAAAACUCCAAGUCAGCUACAUUUGUUGGACGAACACAAUCUUCAAUUCAAUCGAAUACAAUUACUUGCCGCCAUCAUCAAUCUGACUCUCUUGGGUUGAGACGUGUCUUCCGCACAAUCAGCAAACAUCAGCCAUCGCAACUCGUACGUCUACGAUCUUAUCGAUAGACUCCGCAUCAGAACCCCACCCGACAAGGCGAACGCACGCGCGGCCAAACGCGACAAUUCAUGUGUCGUCACCGACGAGCGAUACAAUCGUCAAUUGUCACUGCACCUACACCCAUCCUUCAAUCAGAUCGCCAGGACAAGAUGGUGCGACUACAGCGACCAGGACCGGCAUCACCAGCAUCGCCAUCCUCCUCGACCAACACUGCAUCUUGGAUCCAAGCUAAUCACGAUGCUCGACUUGACGAGAUCAACAGCGAAGUACUGCACAACGCUGAUGUAGCGCCGCCCAGCUACGAAGAGCUCGAACGAAGCGGUACGAUCUCUAUUACCUCAGAGACCCCAAGACCGGCAGGCGCAUCUUCAACAUCAGCGGCCGCGGCCGCGGCGCCAUAUUCAAGCACCAGCAAAUUGGCCAGGGAUCUCGAGUACUACAAAAACAAUCAACGUCAACAGCAACAAUCAAAUUCCACCAAAGCGGAGUAUUCUGGUGUUCCCAACAAGGAGGAGCGCGAAGCAGUCCGCGCGCAUUUCGACGAUCUUUCCGACGUGGACAGUGACGAUUCCAGUUGGGAUGCAGAGACCAUCGCCGGCAUCGACACUCCAGGGACGACAGUCAAUGGCGAUUAUCCCGCACAACGCUCGAUUCCGCACACGCCCGUAGAACUGCAUCGCGACGCAUUGCCGGACCUAUCGCUCCUGGAACGGAUUCGACAGCGGCAUGGCCUCCCCCCACGGGAGAAAUGGACCCGUGGCGACUGGCGGCUUGCACACGCCGAAUACAAAGCAGAACGACGAGCCGCCCGCGCGAACUGGCGUGCUGAACGGCAUGCUUUACGUGCUGCUUUACACGAGCAGAGGAAAUCGGUUCGGGAGGAACGAGGACAGCAUCGUGCGGAACGGCGAGAGGAGCGGAGUGAGCGAAAAGCUGCGAGGAGAGGCGGAUGCUGCUCGCGAUAGGACGCGCUCGAGAAUUGGCUUCUUAUUUUACGCUUCUCUUGUGUGUAAAGUUCUGGCGCUGCCUAAAGCUCAAUGUUCAGUUUUGAGGAUCCGGUACUCGGAACUCCCAAUGUUUCCAUGCGGCGAUGGCCUAAAAACGCGCCGAGUUUCAGUAGUCAGUGUAAUGAUAGCUCCAGCUUGCUAUGAAAUCAGCAAAGCUUUGAAGUUUUCUCGUUUAUGUUUACGCGAACUAACUAACUCGAGUGUUUUAACAACACUUUGAUAUUAUGACAUUGAGGUU
Messenger RNA from Dissoconium aciculare CBS 342.82, 1619 nucleotides. RefSeq lists its product as uncharacterized. The record is from RefSeq and is a predicted model, not a curated record. The coding region runs from base 443 to 1339 and encodes 298 amino acids. NCBI's taxonomy places the organism in Eukaryota, Fungi, Ascomycota, Dothideomycetes, Mycosphaerellales, Dissoconiaceae. The transcript has a single exon.